Molecule: messenger RNA, 2299 nt
Organism: Amoebophrya sp. A25
Lineage: Eukaryota; Dinophyceae; Syndiniales; Amoebophryaceae
Source: the annotation of a GenBank genome assembly
AUGCGUUUUCUGAUGAAUGUCCUACGUCAUGUGUCAUAGUGUUUUUUUUUCUCUUAUGUAUUUGUAUUGUCCCAGAGAAACGCUUUUUCUGUUUUCUUGCUACUUUCUUUUCAGUGUGCAUCUUUGUACUCCACGCUCGUUAUGUAUUCUCUCCAUGUCAAAACCAUCUUCGUCCUCAUUCAAAACAACGCUUAGCCACGAGAUUAUUGCUCAAGAGAAAGCUAGCGCUUUUUCGUCCCCACAGUAAUCUUUCUUGCAUUUCCCACACAAUGGCGCCGAAAACGCAUCAGAAAGGUACCCGCAACAGGAACCUGAGCCAAUAUGUUCCGGCGCCUGUGCGGGCUCAGCCGUUCACUCGCAUGACGCCCAUUACGAUGGUACACCUAUAGUUCAGGUUUAGUGUAGUACUUCGCAUCUUUUCAUAUGACAGAGAGUUCUAGUAGUGUCUUUACUUUAUCUAUCCCAGUGGAUGAGGCCACGCACUUUAUGCUUCAUCCACCCUCCGAGCAUAUAAGUGAAGCCUUCUCUUCUUUAAUUUCUAAUACUCAUGGGAAGACCCGCGCUGUUAUCCAACGCCUUGGUCUGAACACGGACGGCGCCGGUAUUGUGUCCGCGCGCAAUCAUAUCCUCAAGACCGUGCGUGAGUGCCCGACACUGAAGCUCAGCGAAGUCAUCAAACGCGUUGGCAACGAUAAGAAGGUCGUCGGGCUCAAGAUCAACGUCACCAAAGAGGAGGAAGCAUGGAAACUUGCGGGACGUGUCGACAAUCAAUGUCACUCGGUGAUCCGUGGCAGCUUGGACUUGACCGUCAUCCCGAUCGAGCGCUUGCUGGUUGUCGUUUCGGUACUACUACAGUGUAGCAGGUUGAUUGUGAAGUGUUCAUGGGCUUCUCAUUCGCUUGUGGUAUGUUGUUGUCGAUCGUCGUUCUUGUUUAUCGAGUUCAUUGUAGCUAUUCGUGACAGCCAGUCUGUGAGUCAGUCUUUCCUCGUUUUUCAUCAAUCAGUUGAGAAAUGGAUCUUCAUCCUUUUUACCUUCUGAUGAAAAUUGCAGGAAUCCCUCGAAGGCAAGCACCAAUACAACGGCCCCAUCAUCUACGACGCCAUGGCGACUGCUGUCGAGAGGUUUUAUGGUAGUGGAAUCAAUUGCAUAAGUACAAAGUGAAAAAGCUACUGAUGGGUGUGGGUUCUAGUAGAAGACUGACUGAUGGACAAGGAACGCGAGCCGCUGUAGCGUAGUGCUCAAUUGAUUCAAGUCCCCCUCCUUCGCUUUCAUAGAUCGCGGGAAAUGGCAGACAAGCGCAAAGAUCCCUUCGCCGAGGAAAAAGAAGAAUGCUUCGAACUGGAAGCAGGAUUCGCGGCAGAAGGAAUUAUCCAAAAGUGCCACUCGUUCGCUGCCUUGAAGAAGUGGCGCUAUCUCUUCCUUUUGUGUAUGUGUUCGCUCCUCAGUUUAUAGCUAUCAUCUAGGGUGUGCUUGUUCCUACGUGUUUUUCAACUUUCGGGAGGUUUUUGUUUCACUUUAUAUCUUGCUGCGAGUUGUAGAGAUUUGUAGUGUCCUCUUUCGUGUAUUAGGACGGAUGACUUUUUAAAUGUAGUAAACUUACUUUCUUUCGGUUGUUGAAAUUUGUGGGCGAUGUUCUCCAUGUCUAUUCUUCCACUAUUUUACUUUUCUCUCACGUCGACUUGAGAGCUCUGCUUUAUGAAGUUGAUAUCGAUCGCUUCUCACUAUUCAGGCUCGACGCCGCCGUGCGCACGCGCCUGCGAUUCUCUUAUCUGUUUGAGAUUCUUGGGUACGAACCACUGAAGAAGAAGGAGUGGAACGUGAUGGCUUUGAAGGACAUGCAGACAGAGCUCCUGGACGAUAUCGAGAUGCGCGUUUAUUCUGCCCUGCUGGACGUAUCCUUGCUUUUUUGUCAUGUCUUCACUGACCUCCGAAGUGAGUCGAGGCGUGUUUCGUUGCUUCAAGCUUGUUUUUUCUAUGAUAAGAAGCAGACUGUUUGUUGAGGUGUUUUUCGUUCUCGUUGUUUCUCAUUCUUCACAAUAAAACUUUCAAACAGUUCUGCGAUAAUCGCGCAACAAAGUCCUACGACGAUGCACGUAAGAUCAAAAGCAUGGUUCUCCUUGCGGAUAGUGAGCCUGCGUUUCAGAAUAACACACCGCAGCAAAUUGGGGAGAUGCUGAAUGAAGAGAACACGUUUGGCCUGUUCAUGAUCUUGAGCGAACAGCGGGAGGCCGAUAGCGUCCAUGAAGGUCUCGUGAAGGUGAACAACAAGCCGCGCACUCGAGAGAUGGCGCUUCUAUAA